Molecule: messenger RNA, 1590 nt
Organism: Sporisorium graminicola
Lineage: Eukaryota; Fungi; Basidiomycota; Ustilaginomycetes; Ustilaginales; Ustilaginaceae
Exons: 1
Coding region: 1-1590 (529 amino acids)
Cellular component (GO): cytoplasm; mitochondrion
Molecular function (GO): lipoic acid binding; hydroxymethylglutaryl-CoA reductase (NADPH) activity; acetyltransferase activity
Source: RefSeq, a predicted model, not a curated record
AUGCUCGCAAGAACAACAUUGCGUCGCGGCCUCAGGCUGGCAACCACCAGCUCCCACCCCACCACAUCACACCUCCUCAAGCGAACUUACGUGCAGCAACCCUCCUCCUCCACCUCCUCCGCGUCUUCGAUCCCUAUCGUCUUCGGCGGUGGUAGCGCAAGCAGCCUCUCCAAUACGGUGCUACGAAGCUUUGCGACCACCCCUCGGCGCCUAGCGACCGAGAUCAAACCCUACCUGCUUGCCGACGUGGGCGAAGGAAUCACCGAAUGCGAGAUCAUCAAGUGGUUCGUCCAGCCGGGCGCGGUGGUGCAGGAGUUCGACCCCAUCUGCGAGGUGCAAUCCGAUAAAGCGAGUGUCGAGAUCACCUCGCGCUAUGCCGGCAAGAUCAAGAGGUUGAUGCACCAGGAAGGCGAUGUUGCCAAAGUGGGGCACCCGUUGUGCGAGAUUGAGAUGGAGGCUGCGGAAGGCGAGGUCGUGGAGGACCAAGGCGAAGAAAAGAUCGAGACCGGAGGGGCGUCCAAGGAAUCAGAGUUCAAAGCUGUGAGUAUGGAAGGCUUUGUCUCGGCUGAACAGAAGCACUCCAAUGGCGGAGGAGCUCAAAAUGGACACGGCCUCAAAGAUGUACUGGCCACACCCGCGGUCCGAAGAGUGUCGAGGGAACAUAAGGUCGAUCUGGCCGAAGUUCGCGGUACAGGUCGCGACGGGCGCAUCACCAAGGAGGACGUUCUCAACCACGUCGAGAACGGUGCCUCCUCCUCGUCAUCUAAUGCUGCAUCUAGCACCACUCCUACCUCUGGUGCUGCUGCUGCUGCUGGACGGGGCACCACCGAUGUAGUCGACCUGACUCCGGUCCAACGAGCCAUGUUCAAAGCCAUGACCGCCACCUUGGCCACCCCGCACUUUGCCUACUCUGACGAAAUCGACGUGACAGAUCUCGACAAGGUCCGCGUCCUCCUCUCAAAGUCCAUCCCUGAACGCUACUCCCAGGCAGGCGACGACGCGUCGUUCACCAAACUUACCCUCCUCCCGCUGCUGAUCAAAGCGAUGAGUCUAGCGCUCCACGAUCACCCUAUGUUCCGUUCGACACUCCAGAGCGAACAGCAAAAGCUAGUCCGUCGCUCGUCGCACGACAUAUCGAUCGCACUCACAACCAAGGUGGGACUUCUAACGCCGUGCAUCACCGACGUGCAGUCCAAAUCGAUCUACGAUUUGUCGGCGGCCCUCACGCGUCUCCAGACUGUCGCUGGCUCGGCGAAAGGCCUGUCGCACGCCGAUCUGAAAGCGACGGGAACCAUCACGCUGAGCAACGUGGGUGCUGUGGGUGGGGGCACGUACACUCAUCCUCUGCUCCCCCCGACAGGACAGUUGGCGAUCGGUGCGUUGGGCAGGAGCAGGAUCUUGCCGCGCUUCGCCUCUGAGGUUCCUUCACUGGGCGUCUCGGAUCCAGACAAGAUCGUGAGGAGAUUGAUCAUGUCGGUCUCCUUCACAGGCGAUCAUCGGGUGGUUGAGGGCGCCGAUCUAGCUAGACUCGUCAACAGGUGGAAACAGCUCGUCGAAAAUCCUUCCUUGUGGUUGGGAUUGUUGGCCUGA